Oikopleura dioica is the source of this 2055-nucleotide messenger RNA. The record is from the annotation of a GenBank genome assembly. NCBI's taxonomy places the organism in Eukaryota, Metazoa, Chordata, Appendicularia, Copelata, Oikopleuridae.
AUGAAGAAAAUCGUGACGGAUCCCUUUUUCGAAGUCGUUAUUACGUUUUGCAUCCUGGCGAAUACCUUCUUCAUGACUCUGGAAAAAUAUCCGAAGGAAAACUAUCCUGAGCGUGAGCCGCUUCUCGACAAAGCGAACAAAGUCUUCACGAUUAUCUUUAUCGUAGAAAUGGUGUUGAAGAUCAUUGGACUGACGCCACAUCUGUACUUCAAAGAACAGUGGAAUAUUUUCGAUUCCGUCGUCAUCAUGUUUUCAAUUCUUGAGCUGGCCUUGAGCACGUUAGCGACAAAUCUGGCUGUGCUCCGAGCCUUCCGGUUGUUGAGAAUUCUCAAGCUGGCGAAAUCAUGGCCGACGCUGAACAAACUGAUCAGGAUCAUUGGGCGGUCUUUAGGCAACCUCGGUCAUUUAUCCUUCGUCCUGUUUAUUGUGCUCUUCAUCUUCGCCGUCAUUGGAAUGCAGCUCUUCCGUGCCGACUACCUCAAACACUUCAACGACGGAAUGGAAGUCAACGAGACGACAAAGAUCCAUCUUCCACGAUGGCACUUUAUCGAUUUCCCUCACGCUUUUUUAAUCGUUUUUCGAAUUCAAUGCGGAGAAUGGGUGGAAAGCAUGUUCGAAUGCAUGAAGGUCUCGAAGCCAAAAAUCUGCAUUCCAAUCUUCAUCACCGUUUUCGUCAUCGGCAACCUCGUUAUUCUCAAUCUUUUCUUAGCUUUGCUACUGAACUCGUUCAGUGGAGAUGUUCUCCAGCAAACAGAAGCUAGCAGUAAUGCUUUCGCCUUAGCUGGAGAGAGAAUUCAAAGAUGCAUCGUCCACGUCGCCAAGAAAAUCCCAGUUUGUCUCGGAAGCUGUCAGCAAUUUGCCCUUGCUCAGUGGAAGAAACACUUCGCGGUAACAACAAUAAAAGAGCCGACAAAUCCCUGGGAUGAUGAAUUUAUCCCAAUUAAAGCAGGCGUGUGCGGCGUCUCAGACGCGUUUUCUAGAAGCCCCAGUCUGUCAAAAGCUUAUAUUCACACGCUUGUUCUGCCUAAUGAAGCCUCAAAUGGAACCUCGCCAAACAAAUCACUGAAUAAUCUCUCUAAUCCCGACGCUCAAUAUCUCCAGCAGCAACAAGAAAUUCAAUCGACGGAAAACGCGGCUUUGCUGGAAGGAAAGCAAUACAACCCAGAAGAAUGCCUCCCAAAACUCACGCCAUAUUUGAACAAGUACAUCGACCCAGAGUCGCACUUUUCUCAGCAGUGCAUGAAGAUCCGAAUCAAUUGCUACAAAAUCGUUGAGCAUCGUAUUUACGAAACCAUUCUCAUCUUCACCAUUUUGCUCUCUUCGAUCGCUCUGGUCUUCGAAGACAUAAAACUCAACGACCAACGAAGCUCAUUGAAAGUCGUGCUUUACUGGGCAGAUGUCUUUUUCUGCAUAUUUUUCAGCAUUGAAAUGAUAAUGAAGGUGAUUGCUUAUGGUCUGCGAAAAUACUUCACGAACUGGUGGUGCUGCUUAGAUUUCUUCAUCGUGACCGUCUCGGUCAUUUCGAUCUACUAUUCUCCCCUUCCUCAUUCAAAAGUGACGAAUUCAACUACAAGCUCGCUGUCAGUUCUUCGAGUUCUAAGAACGAUGCGUGCUCUGAGACCCCUGAGAGCUCUCUCGAGAUUCCAGGGAAUGAGAGUCGUUGUUGAUGCCCUUAUGAAAGCGAUCCCUUCGAUUAUGAAUGUCUUCCUUGUUUGCGUUAUUUUCUGGCUUAUCUUUUCAAUCCUUGGCGUGAACCUUUUUGGUGGGAAAUUUUCGCGAUGCGUGGAUUUGAAAACUUCACAGAUUCUUCCUGCUAAAUGCCCGCUGCUCAGAGGUAUCAAUGGAUCAGUGUCGGAAGCAGAUAAAUUGAGAUGCAAAGACAGAAAAGAUCCCAUGUUCGCCGAGUGGGCUGCGGACAAACAUCAUUGCUUGUACAUAAAAGAAUGGUUUAAUGACACUGAGAAGAAUGAAUCAAAGUAUGAUUGGGAAACACCACCGGUGAAUUUUGAUGAUGUUUGGAAUGGAUAUUUGGCUCUUUUACAAGGAAAGGCUUAA